AAGGGAGACAAUUUGUGAUUUGAGACAUCAUGUGACCAUCAUAUGCCUUCCGGAUUCAUUUGUGAAACGGAAAUCGCUUGAAAUGGAGCUAUCGUGGAUAUUAAAAGGAAUGUGCUUGUCUUUAAUGACAAGAUUUGCCCAGGGUGUAACGUUCUGUCCAAGAGAAACAUGUUAUGAUAAUGACUAUUAUUGCUGUGAUGGGUGGUGUUGUCAAAAUUAUAGUGUUUAUCGAGUUUGGUGGUUCUGGUGUUUAUGGGUAGUGGUAUUUUUACUCAUUGUUAGCUGUGUGAUUUGUAUCCGACGCAGAAGAAUGGCCAGAGCUCGUUAUGUUAGAAUUGCACAAGUUCCUACUGGUGGCUACAACACAAUUGUUACUAAUCAAAGUCAGACACAGUACACACAUGUUCAGACACCGAGAUAUUAUCAACCACCAACAGCUCCUAUGCCACCACAGUAUCAACAAACAGAGAUUCCGAAACAACCACCACCCCCUUACCAGCAAUGAGCAGUGCACAGUAUGGAAGAUAAUGGAAAGGGUAUUUAUUGACCAAUCAGAAUAAUUUGAGGUUUUAGGAUUGCUAUUAAAGAUGCAGUGAAUCAAAAUGUAUGACAUUUAAAUGAUUAUAUUACUUAUUAUUAAUUUUAACUCAUAUUUUGUACAUUGUUACAUAUGCUAUUCAGAUUUGUUUGUUAAGUUUUGUUAUAGAAUAAUACAAUAAGUCAUUGAACUUAUUUGGAACAGGAAAUACAAUUGAAUUAUUAUUCUAGUAUUCAAUUUUUAUUUUUGCAAAGUAUGGAUAUGAUAUUAGUAGCUGUACAUUAUGUAACGAUCAAUUGAUUAUUCAAAACCAUUUUUAUCAAAUUAUGCUACAUUAAUUGUCAACAGAACAAUGUAUCUUAGGGAGCUACCAUUUGAUUUUUAUGGGGGGCUAGGAUGAAAUUUGAAAAAAAUAGGCAGGAUGAGACACUUUGCAAAAAAAAAAAAGGCAGGAUGACAAUUUAGGUAAAAAAAGUCAGGAUAAACUAAUAAAGAAAAGGCAGGACCGAAUAGAGUGCAAAAUAAAAAGGCAGGACAGAGAUUACAACUAAAAAAAAAAUGCAAGACAAAAUAUUUCAUCCUAGGCCCCCCCCCCCCCCCCCCCCCCCCCAUAAAAAUCAAAUGGUAUCUCCCUUAUGCAUACAAUACUUAUUUUAAUACUAUGAAAAGUAAAGAUCAGCAGUUUACUAUUUAACAAGAAAAAUAUUUCAUAACAAAAUUCUCCACUUUCAUAUCUAUUUCAUUUUAUAUAAUCUUGAGCAUGUUUAUUAUUUCAGUUUUAUUUGUACAUCUUGAUACUUAAGUAAUUUGAUUUAUACUACAACUAGCUGUGUUAAGUUUGAAAUUUGUGUUACAAUUUAAAUAGCUAUCACUGUUUUGAUUCAAGUUGCAGUAUAAAAACAAUAUUAGGUCAAUGUCAGAAAAAUAUAAACUUUUUUGUAUUCAGCACAAAACUGGGGAAGAGCUCGGUAAAACAUUGCCCUUCCCCAGUUUCUCAGCCUCACACAAAAAAGUUUAUAUUUUUCUGACAUUGACCUAAUAUUGUAUAUUUUCAUAGUGAAUUAUCAAUAUAUUUAAAAUUUAUUUGUAUACAUAUGGUUCUUACUAUUUUUUUUCACAGUGAACAAAUACACGACAAAAGCUGUAUUUCAUGAUGCAUACAAAUUUUUAUGUUUUUCUUUGCUUUGGAGAAAUAUAGCUAUUUUAUAUUGUCUGUCAUAUGGUUAAACAGAAAUCUGCAUUUUACUAAUGUAUAAAAACCCAAGUAAAUAGCUUUAAAGGAAAUUUAUCAGAAUGUUGUUAGUUAACGAAAUAAAUAUUUGUACAUUUUA
This is a messenger RNA of Mytilus californianus (California mussel), 1869 nucleotides long. RefSeq names its product WW domain binding protein 1-like. The coding region runs from base 83 to 505 and encodes 140 amino acids. The transcript has 5 exons. NCBI's taxonomy places the organism in Eukaryota, Metazoa, Mollusca, Bivalvia, Mytilida, Mytilidae. The record is from RefSeq and is a predicted model, not a curated record.